This is a messenger RNA of Triticum aestivum (bread wheat), 935 nucleotides long. RefSeq names its product VQ motif-containing protein 29. Lineage: Eukaryota; Viridiplantae; Streptophyta; Magnoliopsida; Poales; Poaceae. The record is from RefSeq and is a predicted model, not a curated record. The coding region runs from base 154 to 486 and encodes 110 amino acids. The transcript has a single exon.
CGCCAAGUCCCAUUCAACUCUGACCGCACCAGAGCGCGCGCCCGCCCGCCUACAUAUGCAGCGCGCGCGCCCGCCGUGUCUCGCCGUCUGACAGCGCCCGCCGAUCAAGCUCGCUCGCCCGCCCGCACCGACGACCAGGAAGAGGAUCGACCGAUGGAGCACGGCGAGGGGAGGCACGAGGCGGCGCUGAGGGCGGUGCAGAGGGCGCCGGCCAAGCCGUGGCGCGGCGCCGGCGCCCCGCCGCCGCCCAGGGUGUACCGGGUGGAGCCCCGGGACUUCCGGGAGCUCGUGCAGAGGCUCACCGGUGCCGGCACGGCCACGACGGGCGCGCCGGCUCGUGCAGAGGUUCACGCGGCCGCGGCGCACGGGGGCAGGGAGGCCGCCCCCGUGGAGCAGUUCGACUACUCGUCGUGGUUCUCCGCACCGCUGCUUAGCCCCGCGUCCAUGCCGGCCGGCAUGGACGGACACCAUGGCGCUCUGCUGUAGGAGGAGAGUGGUACCACGGUCGCCGCUCGGCACUUGUAAAAUCGAGCUAAAUGCCACAGCUCCAUCGCUUCUUCCCUUCUCAUUAUUUUCUUUCAAGGGAGAUGACACAGGACAGUGCUUACAUGGGAUGACACAUGACAGUAUAAUUCUUUAUGCAUAAUAAAUGAAUUAUUAGUUUGCUCUGCAAUUCUCUGUUUCGUUCAUGGGAUGACACAUGACAGUGUUUUAUUUGAUGUAAUUAAGUUCUCCCUCUAUCUCAAAAUAAGUGUCGUUGAUUUAGUACUGCUUGCCUCGGAUCCAAAAUAUGCGUCGUGAUUUUAUUGUAAGUUUAGUUCAAACUUCAACUAAACUCACCACAGUUAUUUUAGAUCAGAUGGGGUACAAUUUUAGUGUAAAGCGGUAUUAAGUCAAUAACACUUAUUUUAAGACGAAGGGAGUAUAUGUUUCUA